Messenger RNA from Thelazia callipaeda (thelaziosis nematode), 1497 nucleotides. Lineage: Eukaryota; Metazoa; Nematoda; Chromadorea; Rhabditida; Thelaziidae. The record is from the annotation of a GenBank genome assembly.
AUGUCAAAAAGUGAUUCGUACAAAAAGUCUCGGUCAAAAUCGGUAGAAAUGCAAAAUUGGUUUGUUGGACUGAUAACAAAGCCAACUGUUGAGCGCUACUUAAAAAAGGAAGGGCAGUAUUUGGUGCGUACGCAAGAAAAAAAUGGUCGCUUAGAGUUUGUUCUUUCCGUUAGAGGCAAAAAUGAAUGUGCUCAUUUGACAAUUACUUAUGAGGAAGGAGUUGGAUGGGCUAUCAAUGCAAAGCUCCGUAAAGCAUUCCAUACAAUUGUUGAACUAAUUAAGUAUUACGAAAAAAAUAAAGUACCUGUAGGAAAUUCUGGAUAUUUACGUAUUCCAUUCGAAAAACCUAAAUGGUUUAUAAGACACGAAAAUAUAACGUACGACGUUGAAAACGACUUAAUUGGUACAGGGAAUUUCUGCGAUGUUUUUAAAGGAAAAUUAUUUGGCAAAAUAUUAGUGGCAUUAAAAAUAUGUCACGGACCAACUGGAGAAAAUUCAAGUCCUGAAGAGAAGAAGAAAAUUGAUGAAGCAAAAGAAUCGCUAGAGCGUGAAGCAUGCUUAAUGUCAGAUUUUAAACAUCCAAAUAUAGUUAAGUUUCAUGGCAUCUGUUGUGAUGUUCCACCAGUGUGUAUAGUACUGGAACGAUGUACAGGUGGCUCUUUAGAUGCUCAUUUAUUACAAUUUGCUGAUAAAAUUUCGAAUGGAGAAAGAGUUUUGUACAGUUUUGGAGCCUCAAAAGGGAUGUGCUAUUUACAAGAAAAACAUUUGAUCCAUCGUGACUUAGCUGCACGAAACUGUUUAAUUAGUAAAUAUGGUAUUAUCAAAAUUGGCGAUUUCGGUCUGAGUCAACUAGUCUCUGACCUUACUGGAAAAUGCUCAAAAGAACGGCUACCUGUACGUUGGAUGGCUCCUGAAACAAUCCGUAAAGAUCCGAAAUAUAGCACUAAAAGUGAUGUAUGGUCAUUUGGUGUAUUACUUUAUGAAAUUUUUAAUGAUGGAAUAAAACCAUGGCCUGAUUGGGAUGUGAGGCAGUGUGCAACAUGUAUAAAGCAAGGAAACAUGCCUGACAUGCCAGAUAAAACUCCAUCGGAAAUAGUUAAGUUAGUAAGUGAAUGCUGGACGGUGGAUGUUGAAAAACGAUGUGAUUUUAUUUACAUUGCAAACAAACUUUCAAGCAUUCAUUUAUUGUAUGCACCACCAAAACUUAACGAUUUAACAAUUGCAAAAUUAAAAGAUGUAAAACCAUUGACAGAAAAAGAUGCAGAAUUAAAGGAAGAGCGCAGUGAUUGUGAAAAAGAAUCACUGUCAAAGAAAUCUUCUGAAAGUUUGGCCAGCGAAAAGUCAAUGACUGAAUUGGUACCAAAAUAUUUUAAGAAACGAAGGCGAUAUAAGAAACAGCAAGAAAGCCAUGAAUCUACAGAAACUUCCAGAACUACCACUCAAGACCAUACAUCUCGGAGUCAGGAUUGCAGUAAAGAAGUUGAUCGUAAUUACUAA